ACUCAUCUCAGUAAUCUUACCACUCACAGCUCACAAGAAUCCAUCAUCUGCCGCCACUCAAAUGGCAUUUCUCUGCAGGGCACCAUCAUCCCAACCCCAAACCCAGUUGCUGAAUCUGGGGUUUCAUCGUGCAAUCUCCUCUCCUCAACUUCCCCCAGUCUCCAAUUUCCCCUGCACCCCUCUUUCUUCCAGGUUCAAUAAUGAGUUACGUUUGAGGGUGAGGCGAAGGAUGGCUGUCGUGUUUGCAUCAAAUACUGUUGAUCCUGUAGGGGGAGAUUCCAAGAAGGAGAAAUCAGAUGCCCAAGGUCCUCCAUUCUUGACCAUUUUGGCUGGAUUAUUACUAUUUCUCCUUGUAUUUUGGCUUCUAGGGUCCAUUGUGAUGUGGCUGUUUGGCCUAAUAGUCAAAUCACCUCCAUCUAAGUAAUGGUGUACUUUCAACCAUCUUCCAUGUCCAUGUUGAAGGGCUUUAGCCUGUACUUGUUCAUUUGAUUAUCCCCAUCAAUGGAAGCAACUCUGUUUUCUGCUGUA
Molecule: messenger RNA, 528 nt
Organism: Vitis riparia (riverbank grape)
Lineage: Eukaryota; Viridiplantae; Streptophyta; Magnoliopsida; Vitales; Vitaceae
Exons: 2
Coding region: 62-424 (120 amino acids)
Source: RefSeq, a predicted model, not a curated record